Molecule: messenger RNA, 3652 nt
Organism: Gadus chalcogrammus (walleye pollock)
Lineage: Eukaryota; Metazoa; Chordata; Actinopteri; Gadiformes; Gadidae
Gene: alas2
Product: aminolevulinate, delta-, synthase 2
Exons: 10
Coding region: 324-2096 (590 amino acids)
Biological process (GO): erythrocyte development; heme biosynthetic process; hemoglobin biosynthetic process
Cellular component (GO): mitochondrion; mitochondrial matrix
Molecular function (GO): pyridoxal phosphate binding; 5-aminolevulinate synthase activity
Source: RefSeq, a predicted model, not a curated record
UGCCGGCACAUCUUGGCACUUUUCAAAGUUAAUGAAAAUAUUGGUAUUGUCUCUGUAUUCAAAUAUAUCAUGGGCAUAAAAGUUAUUGUUGAAUGGACUCGAUUCCGUAAUCUCCUGUUAUUCUUAUACUUGUCGUGUCAGCUUGUCCUGCACUUUAUCUCAUGUUGUAUGAUGAACCACUUGGCACACAAUUCCUCAUGUAGAGGGAGUGGACUUCAUCGUUGGCACACCCACAUUAGUCUCUGUGUUCGUUCUGUGACCGCCGGCAGUUUUUAAAGUUCGUCCUCAGUGCAGGUCAACAGAGCAAGAACAGCUUGAGUGCCAUGGCUGCCUUUCUACACCAUUGCCCCUUCCUGAAGUCGGCCCCAAAACCCGCUCUGCGGCGGACCGGCGCGGCUCUGCUCUCCCUGGCCGACCGGUGCCCCAUCAUCGCUCGCCAGAUCACCGUUAAAACCGACAUGUACGCCGCGCCCAACCAGGCAGCGCCAAGGCACUGGGCUCUGGACCAGAGGCGGUGGUACGCCCAGUCCGCCGGCCAGGUCGCGGUGUCCCUGGCGAAAAGCUGUCCCUUCGUCGCCUCCGAAAUACGAGUGGUGCGGGCAAGCUCCGAGGUACAGGAGGACGUACAGCAGGACUACAAACCAGGUGUGAUGGCCUCUCUGCUGAACGGUCUCACGGGUUUGGUUCCCCGGCCGUCUCAGGGCCCUGCCGCCCCCACCGUCUCCCAGCUGCUCCAGGACAACAUGAUCAGCGGCAGCUACAACUACGACCGCUUCUUCGAGGACAAGAUCGCGGAGAAGAAGAACGACCACACGUACCGCGUCUUCAAGACCGUCAACCGCGACUGCGAGGUGUUCCCGUUCGCCGAGGACUACUCGCUGCCGGGGAGGGAGGGCGCCCGGGUGUCCGUGUGGUGCAGCAACGACUACCUGGGGAUGAGUCGACACCCACAGGUGCUGAACGGAAUCAGCGAGGCCCUGGAGAAGCAUGGAGCAGGCGCCGGGGGAACCAGGAACAUCUCGGGCACCAGCAACAUCCACGUGACCCUGGAGAGAGAGCUGGCCGAGCUGCACGGGAAGGACGGCGCGCUGGUGUUCUCCUCCUGCUUCGUGGCCAACGACUCCACCCUCUUCACCCUGGCCAAGAUGCUGCCCGGCUGCGAGAUCUACUCCGACGCGGGGAACCACGCUUCGAUGAUCCAGGGCAUCAGGAACAGCGGCGCCAAGCGCUUCAUCUUCCGCCACAACGACAGCCAGCACCUGGAGGAGCUGCUGGCGUGCUCCGACCCCAAGACCCCCAAGAUAGUGGCCUUCGAGACCGUGCACUCCAUGGACGGUGCGAUCUGCCCCCUAGAGGAGCUGUGUGACGUGGCCCACCGCCACGGGGCCCUCACCUUCGUGGACGAGGUGCACGCCGUGGGGCUGUACGGGGCCCACGGCGCCGGCGUGGGCGAGAGGGACAACGUGAUGCACAAGCUAGACAUCGUCUCGGGGACCCUGGGCAAGGCCUUCGGCUGCGUGGGCGGCUACAUCGCCAGUAGCGCCGCCCUGGUGGACACCGUGCGCUCCUACGCCGCGGGCUUCAUCUUCACCACCUCGCUGCCCCCCAUGGUGCUGGCCGGGGCGCUGGAGUCGGUCCGUGUUCUGCGCAGCCCCGAGGGCCAGGCCCUGCGCCGCACGCACCAGAGGCACGUCAAGCACAUGAGGCAGCUGCUCCUGGACAACGGCCUGCCCGUCAUCAACUGCCCCAGCCACAUCAUCCCCAUCAAGGUGGGUGACGCCGAGCUCAACACCAUGAUGUGUGACGCCCUGCUGGAGAGACACAGCAUCUACGUCCAGGCCAUCAACUACCCCACGGUCCCCCGUGGAGAGGAGCUGCUCCGCCUGGCCCCCUCCCCCCAUCACGACGCCGCCAUGAUGGAGUACUUUGUGGAGAAGCUGGUGGAAGUCUGGCAGGAGGCGGGACUUCCUCUUGCCAACCAGACCAACAUUUCCUGCAAUUUCUGUGGCUCCGCGCUGCACUUCGACCUGAUGAGCGAAUGGGAGAAAUCCUACUUUGGCAACAUGGAGCCCCAAUACAUUACAAUGUCUGCCUAGUCCUUACCGCCCCAUCGUGGGCAUUACCAUGACCUCAUUGUCCCUAGCAUGAUAACCUAUAACUAUCAUUACCAUGAUGGCCUUAUCAUCACCAUUGGUCCUUUUCGUCUUUUUUUGCCAAAUGAUUGCCAUGACAACCUAGUCAUUACCAUGUUUCUCUUGUCAUUACCAUGAACCUGUAGUCAUUGCCACCUCUGCCUUUGACAUUGUCUUCCUAAUCAUCACUCUGACAACAUAGUAAUUGACAUUACUGCCUAAUCCUCACCAUGACAUGAUGUCGUCAUUACCAUGUCUCUUCUCAUUGCCAUGACUUCUUAGGCGUUAGUCUGUCUAGCCAUGUACACUUCUGCCAACCUAGCCAUAGACCUUUGAAGAAUAAGGCCCAAUCCCAAUUCUACCCCUUACCCCUUCCCCUUCCCCCUCCCCCUUGUUUUGAAGGGGGAAGGGGAAGGGGUAAGGGGAAGGCAUAAGGGGUAGAAAUGGGAUUGGGCCUAUGGCCCAAUCCCAUUCCUACCCCUUACCCCUUCAAAACAAGGGGGAGGGGUAAGAGGUAGAAAUGGGAUUGAGCCUUAGUCCCGCCUCCGAGGCUCCAGUUCCCUCCGUCAAAUGUCUAUGGGAAAUAACAUCGGGCUUUUGAAAGAUCGUACAUAACAAACUCUGUAGGUGGCGAAGAAGUAAAAGCUGUGUCACGUUUUGAACUACACUUUUUCCGUGUAAUUUCGACUGGGUAUUUGGAUUGUCGGGGCCAGCAUUAAGUAGCAUUAAUAAUCGUUUACUACUUAAACGGCGCCGACAAUUCAAAAACCCGUCGAAAUUACAUGGAAAAAGUGUGUGGUUCAAAACGUGACGCAGCCUUUAAUUCUUUGCCACCGACAUUUGUUAUGUUAUAUGCGGGACUUAUUCUUCAGAGGUCUAUGACAACCUAGCCAUUGUGGUGUCUGCUUGUACCAGUAGUGCUUUACUAGUCUUUACCCUACUGCCUAGUCAAUGUCACAAGUUCAUUUUAAACUGAAAGUUUCAAUAAUAGUGUCCACUUUUCAAUUGGAUACAAAUCUUGAGGUGCUUGUAGAGAAAACUGGAUUACAGUCCCACAUCCAAUACACAUAUCAACAAUUAAAAAACAUUUUAAAUCAAAUGGUUCAUUUAUUUAUAUGCAUAAACGUUAACCUCAUGUGGUUCAUUGUAUAAAACAGACUACAAAACAUAUUGUGUCUAUAACUUGACUUCCUAUCUUGAGGUAGUACUACUAUUUGCAAAAGUAACUUUUAUUUAUGUAUGGAUUUAUUAAUGCUAAAACAUGUAUUCAUUUGGUUGAAAGUGUGAAGAUGCAUUGAACCUGCACAUGGGCACUUUAAAAAACGUCUUAAUUCUUACAUUAUAUAAUGUUAGCACAUAUGGGAUGACUGGACAUAUUCUUAUUGUGGAACCCAACCAGCAGCAUACACUCGCAUCAUUCGCUCUAUAUAAAGUAUUAUUCCCCACCGACUCCUUGAAUGCAUUGAUUGUGACUAAAAAUUAUAUAUAUAUAUUAUAAUAAAAAAACAAUGAUGGUCAAA